UAUAUAAAAAAUUUUAUUCUUUAUCAUUUCUUAUUAUUUUUUUUUUUCGCGCGCGCGUGACACUAUUCAUUCUCUUAUCCAAAAAUUAUGGCACGGAUAAGAGAAAAUACGACAAUAAUUUGUCAUUUGGAAUAAUAAUUUUUAGAGUGAUGUGAACUGAUCUGUGGCAAAAAAAAAAACCCCCCGAAAAUUUCUCUUUUACAUAUGUGAAGUGCAAUGGUGAUUAUUUCUCGGCAAACGAGCUGAAAUUUUCAGUUUAUAAUCUCUUCGAAAAAAAAAAAAAAGAUAUGGAAGACAAAAAUCAGGAUACUUGCUAUAGUCCGGGCAGCAUCGCAGGAGCUGUAAUUGGAACCUUUUUAACGACAAUUCUGCUUUUUGCGGUUGCCGCAUUAUUUUACAGACAGUGGCGCAGACACAAAGGAAAACACUUGGUUUUAGUGACAGAUCCUGAAAUAGUUGACGAUGCCUAUGCAUUCGAUAAUCCAUGUUUCAAAGAUGCAACACCUGCAGUUGGUCGAAGUCUCGAGAGACCAAUUUCUGCCACUCCUAUGGAAAUGCCAGUAAAAGAUUCAACUCGUUGGUCAACACCUUGGUCAUCAUUGGGCCUUGGAAAUGGAAAUCGGAAUGAUAAAAGGCGCACCUUGGAUGACUCUUGCCUUGGACCAAAGGCCACCAAGGUCAGUUGCGUGAGUCUCAGGAGUCGCGACUUUACUGGACUUGGAUUUAAUGUCUGUGGAAAUAUGAGAGAAGGAAUUUUUGUCAAAGAUCUUCUUCAUCGUGGUCCUGCCUCAGAAUCUGGUCGCAUUCAUCCUGGUGACAGAAUAACAAGCGUGAAAAUCAGCUUCAGAAGUAUGGUUUACGAAGACGCGUUGACAAUUUUAAGUUAUGCCUCGCCUUACGACGUAGAAUUAGAAGUGGAAAGUGGGGGAUCUGGUUCAAAACCAACAACGUUAUUAAAAAAGAGCGUGGGCCCAAGUCCAACAAGAAUUUGUCAUCCACUCUAUAGAAGUCAAUCAAUUCCUGAACUCUCACGAGCUCAUAUUUCAGUAGCAAAAAGACUCUUUAUCGCCGAUCCAAACGAGUCAUUAGGCUCAAAUUAUUCAACAAUGAAUUCAACAUUAAAAUCAUCAAAGUCGACCCCAGGUAGUCAAACCCUCGAGCGUCGUCAUGAAGAAACAAAACAAAAUCAUCAUAAAUUUGGCAUUAAAGUGCUACCCGCUCUCGAUGGCACAGUACACAGAAUCGAGAAUCAAAAUGAGCACAAUACAAAUCUCGAAAGGAGACAUUCACGUAAAAUGGAUGCUGAAAAAAUUCUUGGCAAAACAACGUCUCUCGUUAAAGAAUCUUCAUCAUCUCCCGUCGAUGAAAUUAAAAUUGUCUCUGAAACACUUCAAAAAAAAGAAAAUUCAAUACAAAAAGAAAAUGUAAUUACAAAUGAUAAUUUACAAAAACAAAAGGAAAAUUCUCGUCAAAUUGAUGUGAUAAAUCAUAAAGAAAAUUCAGAAAUUACCAAAAGAAUUUUACGAGUCGAUGGAACAGAAUUAAAUGGAAUUGAUGUUCCCGAUCAGGGUAUGGAAAUGCAAAUUUCAUCAGAAGUACCAGCUGAAGUUCACAAUGCUGCAAUGGCUGCACGACGAAAUCGAAAAAAUAGUUCAGAACUUUUAAAAAUUCCCAAAUCACCAACAAUUUCCAUUGAAAUAGAAUCAGAUCCAAAAAGUCCUCAAAAAAAUAAACGAAAAGCACCAGCGCCACCGAAAAUCAAUCUCGAAGAUGUUGAGGCUACAUCCAUUAAAAAAGAACGCGAGUCAGAAGAUAAAAUCGACUCGAUUGCUGAUUACUCUGAAUCAUUGAAUGAUUACGUCAGCAAAGUGCGCGAGAAUAAAGAUGACGAGGCUCGUAGACAGAGGCUUGAAGCGCGAGCUAACAGAAGGAAUUCAGAGUCCGAUACGGACAGUGAGGUUCAAAAUAGUUUCACGACAAUUGAAUUAAAUCCAGCUGACAUUACAAUUCAUCAUACACCAGUGCCUGGUGUUGACGAUCACGACGAAGACGAUAUUUAUAGAAAAGCAGCAAGUUUAGGUGAUCUUUCAAAAUAUGAAAAUAAAGCCUCAACAACUUUAGAAAGAGCUCAGAGUCUUGAUAUGACAGAUACUGGUUCAAAAAAAAGAAAAGCACCACUACCACCACCUGAAGAUAUCAACGAAUCAACCGAGGAUCUUACGAAAUUAGAUCAAAUCGACACGUUCGAUAAGCGAAAAUUAAAAAAAUCCAGUGAGUGGGGAACAUUAGAGGACGCUAUUUGGUCAAAGGGCGAAGUUGAGGAUAAAUCAAAGAAAACUCGAGUGCGAAAGAAAAGUAACGGCACACUGGAGCGUUCAAAGUCAGCUGUCGAGAUGAAAAUCAAAGACGAAAUCCAGGACAGUGAUGAUCCUGUGAAUGUUUCCGAUGGUGCAAUUGCAACUACAAUUGAUUUAUAUAAUUUACCUCUCAGCAAACGUAUGAGUCAGGAUUUCAUUCAUUCCGAGAGAAUGUUUAAUCCCGAUGCUGAUAAUUCGCUGGCAAGAAUUAUCAACAAUGGACGUGUCGUCAAGAGUCCAACUCCCGAGGAAGUUGAAUUAGAUUUCAGACAAGCGAAACCUGUACCUGAUGAAGUUGAUGACGCAAAAAAUCCUUUCAAGGAUCUCGAGGACAAAGACAUUGAUAAGGGAGUAAAUGAAGGAUUCGAAAGGGCUUUGCAAUAUUUUGAUCUUCACACGAGUAAAAAUGCAAAUACAUCAAAAGUGGAUUUUGUCAAUUUUGAAGACUCAAAAGAAAAGGAUUUAUUCAAUAGUGAUCCUAAAUUGUUGUACAAAAAUGUGGAACCUGUUGAAGAGAUAUUUACCAAGGUUAAAAUUGACUACGUGUGUCCUGGUUGUGAGCAAAAAUAUGGACAUCAUACAGAUAAUUGUAAGAGAAGCACGACAAAUGGCAAAAGAAUAGACGAUCAUUUGGAGCUUCAAAAAGCCGAAAUAGAAGCUGACAAAAUAGUGAAUCAUGUAACAAAAGAAGAUUUGAAAAACAGUAAAAACGAAUUUGAAACUUAUUUAGAAACUCAUGUUUCAAAACCAGAAUCGUUUGAUGCGGGAAGAGAGGAUAAAAAAUUGGAAGAUAUGAAAAUAGAAGAGAAAGAAAAUUUGGAAAAUUCACCAGUAGUUUCUAUUUUUCAAACUCAUCGAACGAAAUUCGAACAAAAUUCCCAACCAUCUGAUUCAUAUGAAACGCAUUUUGCCAAACGAAUAGUCAAUCUUCCUGAAGAAAAGGAUGUGGAAGUGAUUCUCGAUGAUCAAGAUGAAGAUGGUUAUGAUUUUGGUUCAAGUAUAACGGUGAACAAUAAAAAUAUUUCGCCCAAUGAGGAUCGUCACAAUAUUAGCAAUGUCAGUGUAUCAAGUGGCGAAAAUAGUGAAGACAGUGGUUUAGUUCGUGAGUCAAUUGACUUUAGACUAGAGUCUGAGACACGUCCUCCAUUGCCAACAACUCCAAUGCCCGUCUCGGGUUUACAGAAAAUGACCUACAUCACCGAGAUCAAAGUAUCACCAGUGAGAGAAAACAUUCACGAGCCUGACAGCGAAAGUGAAGAAAUUGUCGCAAUCAUGGAAGGAAAUGGUGAGGCUAGAAAGUCUCAAGUUGAUAUUAUAGUGACGGCCAAUGGAAAACCAACGCCAGGUAAAAAACCACCAGUUCCACCGCGACGAAGUGACGUUUCAAAGCUCAUCAAGGAUGAAAUUUCCGACAAGCAAGUUGUCUAUGUAUCGGAAUAUAAAUCACCAUCAACAAAGGAAGUUCAAAUUUCAAGUGCCGCUGAUGAUAAAUCCACAGCUGUUAAUAAAAAAUUUGAACAGUGGAUUUUUCUAGGCGAUAAUAAAGAACAAAAUCCAUGGGGUAAUGGAUCCAGUCCACCUCAACCUGUAACGAAUAUUGUUCUAUCAUCUAGAGAUGAAAAAAUUCUGCAUCAAUAAAUAAUGUUGUGCAAUUGAUAAAUUUAAUAGAGGUGUGAGCGAAUAAUUCGAAUCGAAAUUAAAUUUGUUUCGAAUUUUAAUAAUUAUAAUCAAAAUCGAUUUUAUUUGAAAAAAUUUCAAAUCACCGUAUAGUUUCAUAAUUUGUGAUAAAUGUUCGUAUCGAAUCGUAUAUUUAAUGUGUGAUUUGAAAUCAGAUUUAAUAAAUGGCUUUAAAUUCCUAAUCAAAGUGAUUUUAAAACUAAACUCAAACUUUUAAACAAUAAAUUUUGUUUCUCAUAUUCAUGUGAAGGAAAUUUUCAUUUUUAAUGAAAAUUUAUUUUUUUUAAUUAUAAUUAAAAAUUUAUAAUCACUUUACAUGAAUGUUAAAAUUUUCAAAAAUAUUUUUUAAAUGCAGAAGCUUAAGUUUUUCGAAAAACUUGUAAAUUGAUAAUUUAGAAUAUAAGUAUUUUAAAAAUUGUAAACUAAUAAUUGUGUCGAUAAUAUUUUACAUGGAUAAAAAUUAAGGUUGUUAAAAUUUUAUUUUGUACAAUUGCUUAUGUGCUUUUAUAUAUUAAAAAAACGUGAAAAGCAAUAUUACUUAACUUUAUCAAAAUGUUAAAAGUGAAUGAAUGAAAAUUAUUUGAGUUAAAAAAAACGUAUGUGCCAUAAUAACUAAUGAGAGUCUGGCCAACCCUGUUUUAGAAAUACAUAAAUCAAUAUAUUUCAUCCUAAAUUUUGUUGAAAAAGGCGAGAAUGUUGUUUUUUUGUAAGCAUAGAUUUUUUUUUUUUUUUGUUAAAAUAGAAUAAUGUGAAUUAUAUUAUUUUUACUUAUUGUACAUAUUUAAUUUUUAUGUUGAUUCAAAUUUCUCGAUUUUAGCUAACUACUUUUAAAAAAGUUUUUCAGUUAAAAAGUUAUUUAAUUUGUUUGUAUCAUUUUUAAGGUUCUUAAACGUAAUAUAUAUAUACAUAUAUAUUACAUUUAGAACUAAAGACUAAAAAUCAUGAUAAACGUUAUUAUGAAUACGAAAAGAAAAAUCAAAAAUAGUUGCAAAAAAUUAUUGUAAUUAUCACACUGAUCAUAUUGUAUUUAUUUUUAAUAUUAUUACCACAGUGUCAUUUUAAAAGUCACUUAGUUUGAAGUAUUAAGAAAAAAAUUAUAAAUUCAUAUACUUUUUAAAUGAGAGGAAAAACGUUCAAUUUUAUAAUUUCAAUAAGUGGUAUGAAGAAAAUUAAUUCUACAUUUUUACCUCAAUAAUAAAUAUCAAAGAAACUAUUUCGAAUAUUAACGUUUCAAUUGUAUGUAAUGUAUAUUAAUUAAUUUUAAGGCAUUUAAAAUUAAUAUUAGCGACAAUAAUAAAUUAGAAAAUAAGAUGUAUAUUUUUAGAUUUAAGUUUGGUGCCACAGAAAUAUAUUUUUAUAUUGGGCAAAUUGUUAGUUUUGAAACUGACAAAUUUAUCUUGAUUAAUAGGAUAAGAACCUAUUUUAUGAAACUAUUUUGUAAUUUAAUGUUCACUAUAUUUGUAAAGAGAUCAUAGGUUUUUUGACUGUAAGGCAAAUUUUUUUUAAAAUUAUGCCUGAUAUGAAUACAUGAAGUUUAGAUAAAAUUUGUUUUAAGAUUCACAUUUUUAAAAAAUUGUUUUAACUAUUUGAGAUGAAGAAUUAAAUCUUCAAUGUUUGCAUGUGAAUUUUUAUGAUUAUAUUAUUGUAGAUUGUAAUUAACGAAACAAAGUAUAAAAAUAAUUUGUCCAUUCAAUGUUUUGUACUUAUUUUUACUUGAGUUGUAUCUUAAUCAGAGAACAAGAUUUAAUUAAUCUUAAAAAAAAAAGAUGACAAAGUUGUCACAUAUAAACAUUGUUUUGAAUUCAAUUCUAUAAAGACGGAAGAAUGUAAUCUGAUUAAAGAAUUGUUAAAUGAUAUUAUUUGAUAUUGUAUAUUUGAUUUUGUAUGAAUAAUUCUAUCAUUAAAACACACGUAUGACGAAAAAUAAUAAAUCCUAUUAUUUACUAAA
Messenger RNA from Leptopilina boulardi, 5982 nucleotides. RefSeq lists its product as uncharacterized. Bases 288 to 3995 code for a protein of 1235 amino acids. The transcript has 4 exons. Gene Ontology annotation, molecular function: protein binding. NCBI's taxonomy places the organism in Eukaryota, Metazoa, Arthropoda, Insecta, Hymenoptera, Figitidae. The record is from RefSeq and is a predicted model, not a curated record.